Messenger RNA from Strongylocentrotus purpuratus (purple sea urchin), 3123 nucleotides. Its product is annotated as UDP-glucuronosyltransferase. The transcript has a single exon. Gene Ontology annotation, molecular function: UDP-glycosyltransferase activity. The coding region runs from base 56 to 1639 and encodes 527 amino acids. Lineage: Eukaryota; Metazoa; Echinodermata; Echinoidea; Camarodonta; Strongylocentrotidae. The record is from RefSeq and is a predicted model, not a curated record.
AUUGUUUUGUAUUAUUCAUUUUUUUCCACAGAAUCACAACAGCCUAGAUGAUCCGAUGGCGCAGCCACGAAAUGUACUCCUGGGUAGUUUAAUCAUUGUCAUGUUUGUCAUCAGCUACACUUCGGCAAAUAACAUACUAGUAAACCCAAUGAUUGGGAAAGGGAGCCAUUUCUACACAUCAGCAGCAAUCGGGGAACAGCUCAUUCACCGGGGCUACAACGUCACCUUUCUCCUCGGUAGUGCGUUUGAGAAUCAUGCCAGAAGCAGCCGGUAUGGUCACAUGUUUCAUUGGGAAGUCUUUAAGCAUCCAAUUCCGACGCAAGCAGUCCACGACAUGUUCGCUAACUUGAGUAAACUGAUAUCCGAUUCGGCAAGAGACGUCACAUAUGAGUUGCCAGUACAAUCUGUGUUGCAAGAGGCUCGACUAAAUGACUGCAGGGCUUUACUGGAGGACGAAGCCUUAAUUGGACGUCUUCGGGCUGCCAAUUUCUCAGCAGUAUUGUUCGACUAUACGUGGGUGUGCGGUGCAAUGGUCGGCGAGUUGCUUGAUCUACCAUACUUUGUGUUUUUUAUAUUCCCUUAUUCCUGCCAUGUAACAUCAAUUGAGGGAUCAUCUUUUCACCCAGCGUAUAUACCAAGCAUGAUGACAUCUUACUCUAACAAGAUGAACUUCAAGGAACGAGUCAUAAACUCGUUGGUUUACACACUUUUAGAAAAAAUUUUAGGUCCAAACUUAGUUGCUCCAUACAAAGAGUUGACAUUGAGGUUUGGCAUACCAGAUCCAUUGGAGCUUCUGACAAACUCUAAACUGUGGUUAGUCAAUAGCGAUUUUGUCGGAGAGUUCCCAUGCGCUUUCGCCCCGAACGUCAUACAGGUUGGGGGUCUUACAACAAGGGCAGCAGAAGAACUUCCUGCAGACAUAGAGGACUUUAUCCAAGGGUCAGGCGACGACGGAAUCAUCAUCUGUGCAUUUGGAACUUUCCUUAUCCUAGACGAUUCUAAUCUCCAUGUGAUUAGGAUAUUUGCAGAAGCGUUCGAUAGAUUGCCACAAAGAGUCAUCUGGCUUCUGAAGACCCCACCUCCAUUUCCGAUUCCUGCAAACAUCAAGAUCUUACCCUGGUUGCCCCAGAACGAUAUCCUAGGCCAUCCCCAAACAAGAGCUCUCUUUUUCCAUGGAGGUCAAAAUAGUUAUUAUGAAGCCAUCUAUCACGGUGUUCCAGUAGUUGUAAUGCCUAUAUUUGGUGACCAGAAUGACGUUGCAACAAGAAUCGUGCACCACGGUUUGGGCUUGAAAUUGGACAAAGGUUUUAUGAAUGCAGAAAAUCUGUAUGACGCGCUGCAUGAAGUUACGACCAACGCAACCUAUACGAAAACAGCAAAACGGAUGUCAUCCGCUUUCCAAGAUCGACCAAUGAGACCAGCUGAGAGGGCAGCAUUUUGGAUUGAUCACGCAAUUAAACAUGGCACGAACAAUCUUGAGAUACCUGUACACACCUUAAACCCCUUUCAGUAUUACCUUAUAGAUGUAAUUUCUUUCAUUUUAGUUGUUGUGUUCUUCUUUUUUUAUAUUGUAUUUAAAUGUUGCAUGCUGAUUUGUUCCAAGGCUUGUAAUUGUUAUAUAAAAUCAAAAAUUGAUUAGUUCGGAAAAUUGCUGGGUAUCCUUCAUAUGUAAAACGUAUUAUAGUAUGAAUAACCAACCUCUCUAUUAGUCAUUGUCAUAGAAUAUCUUCACUUUUUCAUAUAAGGAAAACGGAUCCUUUAAGUUUAGGUUCAUUUCAGAGGGAUUUAUCUGUUUUAGAAUGGAAUGAAUUAUUUUUUGUGUGAUGUAGAUGAAGCCUAUAAUUCAUUUUAAACACAUUUAAAACUGUGUAUGAUCAUAACUUUGAUGUUCGUAAAGUGAAGAAAAGAAAACUGCCACGAAAACCUUGGAUAACCUCUUCACUGGUAAAAAAAAAAGAAGAAGAUUAACACAAAGUAUAGAUUGUAUAAUACAUUUUGUCAGAAAAGAAACGACAGCAGUGAAUGUAGAUUUUAAAAAUGUAGAAAUAAAUUAAACUAAAUGUUACAGUCUGUAAGAAAAAUAUAUUGUUGUGAUUUAUUACAGAAGAAUAGAUAUAAUAUUUCUAAAACUUGGGAUUGUAAUAAUGAAAAAGGAAAAUGUCAAUAUCCUAAUUAUUUUCUUAAGGGUAAGAACAAUUUAACUGAUCGUCAACUGAUUGUAAAUGAAUUUAAAUCUUAUUAUUCUAAUAUUGCUACAAAUCUAAAAUAUGAACAUAUUCAAAAUACUAAGUCCAAUUUUAGUUCAUUAUUACGAGAUCCUUAUAGCAAAUCAAUAUUUUUUCAUCCUACCAAUGAAACAGAAAUUUUGAAUAAUGUCAAAAUGCUCAAUUAUACUAAGAGCACAUAUUUUGAAGGAAUAGGUCAAUACAUUAUUAAACAUGUUAUACAUUUUAUUGUUAAAUCUAUUGUUUUUAUAUGUAACCUCUCCUUCUUGUCAGGAAAAGUCCCCAAGAAUUUUAAAGGAAAUAUCAUACCCAUAUUUAAAAAAGGGUGAUCCCCACAUAUUCUUUAAUUAUCUACCAAUAUCAUUACUCCCCUGUCUUUCUAAGAUACUGGAGAAAUUAAUUUAAAAUAGGCUCUUUAAUCAUAUUAAUACAAAUAAUUUUCUGAAUGUUUCUCAAUAUGGUUUUAGAAACAAAAUCAUCAUGUGGACAUGCUCUAAUUGACCUUUAUGAUCACAUUCUCAAUAAAUUAAAUUAAAAUUGCAUACGUUAGGCAUGUUUCUUGAUUUGUCAAAAGCUUUCGAUGUCAUUAACCACGAUAUUCUCCUCACUAAAUUACAGUAUUUUGGUAUACGUGGAAUUGCUUGGGAAUGGUUCAGGGACUAUUUAUUAAAGUGAUCGUAUUCAAUUCACAUCAUACAACAGCUUUAUUUCUGACAGAGAGAGGAUCCAGUAUGGAGUCCCACAGGUCUCCAUGCUGGGUCCUCUCCUAUUUUUAAUUUACAUGAAUGACCUUUGUUCUGCUUCAUCUUUUUUUCAUUUUGUCUUAUUUGCUGACGACAUAAACCUGAUUGUAUCUCAUAAUUUUUUUGAUAAAUAAACGUCGGAAGUAAAGAAAGAA